AUGGCGAAGCAAACGGAGGUGAGGGCGAGGCCGGCCGCCGCGACCGCGACCUCCGCCGCGCGCGCGCGGCCGCCGCGGGCGUCGGUGCCGGCGUUCGGCGGGUGGGAGGUAGCUGGCGGCGCGGGCUCAGCGGCGCCGGACUACUCGCUGGACUUCACCAACAUCCGCGCCGCCCGGAUGCAGCAGCGCAGGAAGGCGCUCUCCUGGUCCAGCUUCGUCGGCAACGCCGCCGUGGCCGUCGAGACACCCGGCUGUGGCGGCGGCGGCGUGGAGGACGAGAAGCCCCGCCAGUGGUCCUCGGCGGCGACCAGUGACGCGGACGACGACGACGACGACGACGACCGCGAACGACGUCGCCGCCACCAGCUCCGCCGCCUGCGUAGCGCCGACGACGACCGCCAGCCGAUCCAGCUCGGCCGCGCCGCUCCCAAGGGAAGGAGCAAGUUCAAGGGCUACCUGUUUGGUUGUGUGAGUGGACAAUGGUGA
Molecule: messenger RNA, 486 nt
Organism: Miscanthus lutarioriparius
Lineage: Eukaryota; Viridiplantae; Streptophyta; Magnoliopsida; Poales; Poaceae
Source: the annotation of a GenBank genome assembly